Molecule: messenger RNA, 2960 nt
Organism: Toxotes jaculatrix (banded archerfish)
Lineage: Eukaryota; Metazoa; Chordata; Actinopteri; Toxotidae
Gene: cdc42ep1b
Product: CDC42 effector protein (Rho GTPase binding) 1b
Exons: 4
Coding region: 891-1976 (361 amino acids)
Source: RefSeq, a predicted model, not a curated record
UGCAGCUCAGAGCCGCUACAUGUCUAAGCGGAAACAUGCGGUGUUCACCGGAGAGGAUGACAGAGACGAGGGCUGGUGAAGUUGUCUCUCUGCGAAACGACAGCGCACUGAGUUAAUUUUAAGCUGGCCUUAGGUGAACUGAAAGAAAACAGAGAAGCCCCCCCUUACCUGGAAACCUUUGGAGAACUAAGUGGAUUGAAGAAGGCAGAGAGCAAGUGAGGGAGUCAGAGAGGGAGGGAAGACAGAAGGGAUUAUCAGAUAAUCCAGUGCACGGACAAUCCUGAAGGAGCCUUAUCUUUCUUCCAGGACGAUGCAGACAAAACAGUUGCUGGAUUACGGCACUUUACUCUAUUGGCCUUAUCAAGAAAGCAUUACCCUCUCUUUUCCUUUGCUCUGAUUGUUAUCAUUGCCUCUCAAAGGUCUGUCGUCUUGGGUACGGAGGAACCAGGGAACACAGGACAAAGAAGCGGGGCAAGAGACGUGGUGUCUUGUGGACAGCGUGGUGCACACAUGGAUAAACCUCUUUAGUGGGAGACGGUGCAUGGUGGUGGACUCCCCCCCAGCUCUCUUUCUCUCUCUCUGCAUGAACUUUGAUGAAGACAACUUAUCGGAUGAGACACGCUAGAUUCUCUCAGAAGUUGAGAUCCAUUGAACACACAUGAAAAGGACGCACCUUCAGUGAGCAACAGAGUGGAGACACUGCUUCUUUGACAUUCAGCUGUGAAUGGGAAUGAAUGAAGCACUUUCUUUAAAAGCGCAGGCUCACGGUAAAAUUACUGAAGGUCUUCGAAUACAAAAGUGGGCCCUUUACUGGAAUUCAAAUUUUGACUGACAUGUAAUCAGACGCUCACAUUCGGAUUAAAGGAAAAUUACACAUCUUUUCUGCCACCAUGAGUCUGGGAAAACUGCCAGGGAUUAAGGGCCUUGUGUCUGGCUCUCAAGGGAAACGCCGUUUCAAGAGCGACCUCUCCGUAGACAUGAUCAGCCCGCCGCUGGGCGACUUCCGACAUACUAUGCAUGUUGGUCGCGGCGGGGAUGUGUUUGGUGACACUUCCUUCCUUAGCAACUACGGGGGCAUCAGGGAGCCAGGAAGUCCGGACUCAACAAACAGUUCCAAGACAACCGGCUUCUUCACACGCACCUUUCGGCACGUACAGAAAAACUCUGGGCCACGGCCACGAGGGGGCUCCCGGGACCUGUCAUCCCCACCACCAGACAUCUCACCCAUCAUCAAGAAUGCCAUCUCCCUACCCCAGCUGAACAUGGACUCUCCCAAUGGGUGCCUACAGAGGGUGCUGUUCCCCAGCUCUGUCAGCUCAACGGAUGACUCCUUCUGCACAUAUGGUCUGCAUUCUGGAUUUGUCACUCUGCCCCGCCUCUCUCACCUUGACAGACAGUUUCAAGACAGAGAUGUCCAGAAAGAGUCUCUACCAGACAGCGGUGGCAUCGCGCUGACACGCUCAGAUUCACUCACCUCGUUCACUGUAGACCUCGGUCCUUCUCUUAUGACUGAGGUACUGAGCUUGAUUGACAACCCCAGCUGCCAUCAGAUAUCCAAUCACAGGCAGGCAGCAGGGGAGGAAGAUGAAGGAGGAGAUGAGGAUGACAGCUCUCUAACAGAGACGCCUGUGCAGAGCCCUGGGGUAACUUCACCCAAUCCUUCCAUGAGCAGCGGGUCGUUCAGCAGGAAUAUGAACAGCAGAGGGCGCUCCUGUAGCUCCAACUGGACAGGGCAAGAGGAGGAGAGGAGGUCUCUGAGGACACCAGAUACACCCACUGGGUCUUCACAGAGAGCAGAGCCUGUAAUGGAGGCAGAAAGGUUCCAGAGGGCAGCUGACGUGCUCUCUCGCCAUUAUGGUGGAGGGUCCUUCACGAAGGGACAGAGGACGAGCAGCAGCACCACCUCUCCUGCUUUGUCCAGCAGCUGCAAAACACAACACACCUUUUCUGAGGAAGAGGAGGAGAUCAAAGUCUAGAUGCUGAAACUCUUAUCAGCAGACAGCAGAAGCUUUAUUGAUCCAAUAAAAACAUAGAAACCUUUUCGUGAUCUGGACUUCUGGGUUCAUGACAAGUCAGAGAGGUCUGUAUGUAUGUAAUCUGUUGUUCUCACAUGCAUAUACGUGAGGGCGUCAUUGCUCAGCUGCCACACACGUUUUCUGUUUUCUGCUUCUGCAUGAAGAGGGUUUGAUGCAGAUCUUGACCCUGGACUUUCCCAUCUCUCUGCACAACAUUGCAGUCGUAAACCUAUGUACAUUAUUUAUAACAGAAACUAUGCUAUAGUAUAUGUUAUAGAAUGACUAUGAAUCUGAAUGAAUCAUUACUGUUUGACCAACCAGGGACUCUGAAGAACACAGCAUUUUGAAUGGUCUUUGACUACUUUGUUCUUCCCAGUACAUAGACACCUAACACUACAUAAUAAAUAAUGUGAUUUACAUAAAUAUCACACAGGACUUGGACUAUAUUUUCAUUUUAAUAAAUGCUAUAAACAUCUGCAUACAUUGUAAAUAAGUUAACUGCCAUUAGGAAAUAAAACACUUUCUUUUUUUUUUUUUACAGUUGCCCUUAUAAUGUGUAAAGUGUGUAUUUAUAAAUAAUAACAAUGUAAUCCCACAUCCUAUGAUAGUCCAAUAUAUAAAACAGCUGUUUUUUUAAUGUUGAUAAGUCCUCUGGUUUCUCCUAUGUUGAUUAAAUCAAUAAUAUUUUCCUACCUAGCACAAAAUGACUGCAGCAUGCCAGUGACUGCUCAUUAAGUGAAGUAUUUCACUAUUCCACCCUUGUCUGUUGAACAUGCAGUCUGGUUCAUGGCCUGUUUUGUUUGAGUGAAAAUGGUCCACAGCUAAAAACAUUUAAUGAUACAGCUAAACUCCACCCCCGCACAAUCCCUUCCUUUGUUUUGGGGUUUUGCAGGACAUCUCAAAAAAUGAAACCUAAAAAGCGAAAUUCAUACAAAGCAGACCAAA